Messenger RNA from Salvelinus fontinalis (brook trout), 9506 nucleotides. RefSeq names its product ion channel TACAN-like. The transcript has 12 exons. Bases 8125 to 9150 code for a protein of 341 amino acids. The record is from RefSeq and is a predicted model, not a curated record. Gene Ontology annotation, cellular component: membrane. Lineage: Eukaryota; Metazoa; Chordata; Actinopteri; Salmoniformes; Salmonidae. Gene Ontology annotation, biological process: fat cell differentiation.
UUAAGAGCAACGUAUCAGUUCCAUGUCAGUAGAUUUAAGGUACUAGUCAAGGUCAUCAAACAGUAAUCAAACUCUAUUGCAAGUCAUCUCUGGGUAUAGAUGUAUCAUAGUUACAGUUGAUCACAUAAAAUAAAAAAUAAAUGGUGUACAUAAAAUAACAAUCUCUGAACACCCCAGCCGAGUUCCCAAACUCGAAAUUUCCCGCUGGAAUUUCUUUCCCCCUUUAUUUAACUAGGCAAGUCAGUCAAGAACAAAUUAUUAUUUACAAUGACAGCCUAGGAACAGUGGGUUAACUGCCUUGUUCAGGGGCAGAAAGACAGAUUAUUGUCAGCUCUGCGAUUUGAUCUAGCAAACUUUCAGUUACUGGCCCAACACCAUAACCACUAGGCUUCCUGCCGCCCCAAAUAUAAACAGGAUAAGGCCAUAGGCAUAAAAUUGACACACUGAGCCUCUCGUUUGGUCUGUAGAUGUGUCGACGGGCUAUAAAUGGUGGAGGCCUAUGUGAAAAUAAUAACUACAAAUAAUAAAAAAGGGGAAAUAAAAGUAGUCUAAAACGUCAGUAGGCCUAGGCUAGGCUAUAGGGCCUAUCCCUCUCUCAGCUAAAAGACAAUAAAUACACAUUAGAAGGCAAUUGGGCACAGUGGUUAUCUGGCUGGUGACUAUUGUUCAUUCGUGCGGUCGAGUGCUGCAUGGAAAGACCAGGUUAAGCUGCAGCUGACCCAGAACAGAGUGGCACGUCUUGCUCUUCAUUGUGAUCAGAGGGCUUGGCUAAGAGUUGAGGAGAAACUGACUGCAUCACUUCUUCUUUUUAUAAGAAACAUUAAAAUGUUGAAAAUCCCAAAUUGUUUCCAUAGUCAACAUACACACAGCUCUGACACACACACUUACCCCACCAGACAUGCCACCAGGGGUCUUUUCACAGUCCCCAAAUCCAGAACAAAUUCAAGAAAGCGUACAGUAUUAUAUACAGCCAACUCCGUUCCAUCUUAUAUUGCCCAAAUAAACAGCAAACAUGGUUUCAAAAAACAGAUAGAUAGUUUGUGUGUAUGUAUUGAUAUGUUGGCUACGUGUGCCUUUAAAAAAGAAAAUGUCCUUGAGCUGUUCUUGUCUAUUAAUGUCCUGUAUUUUGGCAUGUUUUGUGUGGACCCCAGUAAGAGUAGCUGCUGCUUUUGCAACAGCUAAUGGGGAUCCUAAUUAAAUACCCCCAAAAAUACCAUUGAUGUCAGGCUCGGGCUCCGAGCUCUUCACGACACCUUCCACAUCACUUAACUCGCCCUCAUUCACUUCAAUUUCACCUCCAGCACUAGGUCUGGCAUAGGGCUCACUCUGUUUGCGCUUGACACCAAACUUCUUCAACACACCUCUUUCCUCUUUCUGCCAUCUUCAACCGAUUCAGACUCAACUUGUGCCUCCCUAUUCCCCUUCAACCUUUUUUCCCUCUCUUUUUCACUCCAUUCCUCCUCCGAAAUCCAGUUAAACGACUCCUUGUGAAAAUAUUACACUUCUGCAUCAAUAUCUCUUUCUUGCUUCCUUGAGGAAUGCCAUCUCUACUGCCACUCAUUAUCAUGAUUGCAGAAUCGCUGAUUGGCCACAUCUAAAUAUAUUUUUUAUCUGGUAUAAUGGCUUUUGCAACAAUUGGAUGUGCCUUCCGCCACCUACUGUGCGGGUGGAUAAUAAAGAUCCCAAAAGAAAUAAAGCAUGUUAAAAAAUAUUCUUACAAACUAUCAGAAAGAAAGUAAAACUAAGCUAAAUAAAUGUGGUUUUCUGGUCAAAUCCAAAUUCUAAGCAGGUCUUUACAUGGGCUUAGAAGGAUCCUGUGAGGGUAGGACAUUUUCUGGUGACAGUAGUCCUUGCAGUGCUUCUGCAGUGAAGUCUUGGAGCCCCAAAAACCUUUUCGGCUGCAGAUACAAUGAUGUCCAGCUUCUUGGACUUCUUGGACACUUGUGCAAUACAAUUAAUAACUGUGGCUAUAAAUGCUACAAAAUCAACCUUCUUCACAAUGAGUGCAUCCGGAUCACUUGAUUGAUAGAAAACAUUUGCAACUGGUUGCAGUGCGUCAACCGCCAUAUCUUCUUCAGCUAUUGCUCCUUCAACUCUCUUCACCGUCUCCACAUAGGACAUCUGCAAUACAGCCCUGAUCCUUGACACCUGUCACCCUAACAGUGCACUUAAGUCCAGAGUAUGAUCCCCACCACAGUUGCAAUAUUUUCCAUUCACAGAUUCCUCAAUAACAAACUUCUCCCGUCUGCAAACAUAUGACUUGUGGCCAUAUCUUUCGCAAUUCCCACACUGUAGUGGUUUGGACAAAAAUGCUCUCACGGCAUACCUCACAUAUCCAAGCUUCACAUGUGCAGGUAGAGUCUCCUCAAACAACAACAGUAUCAAUAGACUUUUCUCCUUCUUUACAUUUACCAUGCAGGACAGGCAACGUGCUCUGACCACUUGUGGGAUUUUCUGAAUAAGGGACUCGUCAUCUACAGUACCAGUCAAACAUUUGGACACACGUACUCAUUCAAGGGUUUUUCUUUAUUUUUACUAUUUUCUACAUUGUAGAUAAUAGUGAAAACAUCAAAACUAUGAAAUAACACAUAUGGAAUCAUGUAGUAAAAUCAAAUCAAAUGUAUUUAUAUAGCCCUUCGUACAUCAGCUGAUAUCUCAAAGUGCUGUACAGAAACCCAGCUUAAAACCCCAAACAGCAAGCAAUGCAGGUGUAGAAGCACGGUGGCUAGGAAAAACUCCCUAGAAAGGCCAAAACCUAGGAAGAAACCUAGAGAGGAACCAGGUUAUGAGGGGUGGCCAGUCCUCUUCUGGCUGUGCCGGGUGGAGAUAAUAUUAGAACAUGGCCAAGAUGUUCAAAUGUUCAUAAAUGACCAGCAUGGUCAAAUAAUAAUAAUCACAGUAGUUGUCGAGGGUGCAGCAAGUCAGCACCUCAGGAGUAAAUGUCAGUUGGCUAGUAACCACAAAAGUGUUAAACAAAUCAAAACAUAUUUAUAUUUGAGAUUCUUCAAAGUAGCCACCCUUUGGUCUUGCUGACAGCUAUGCACACUCUUGACAUUCUCUCAAUUAACAGGUUUGCCUUGUUAAAAGUUAAUUUGUGGAAUUUCUUUCCUUAAUGCAUUUCAGCCAAUCAGUUGUGCUGUGACAAGGUAGGGGUUGUAUUCAGAAGAUAGCCCUAUUUGGUAAAAAAACAAAGUCCAUAUUAUGGAAAGAGCAGCUCAAAUAAGCAAAGAGAAAUGACAGUCCAUCAUUACUUUGACAUGAAGGUUAGUCAAUACGGAAAAUUUCAAGAACUUUGAACGUUUCUUCAAUUGCAGUUGUUAAAACCAUCAAGCCCUAUGAUGAAACUGGCUCUCAUGAGGACCGCCACAGGAAAGGAAGACCCAGAGUUACCUCUGCAGAGGAUAAGUUCAUUGGUUACCAGCUUCAGAAAUUGCAGCCCAAAUAAAUGCGUUCAAGAGUUCAAGUAACAGACACAUCUCAACAUCAACUGUUCAGAGGAGACUGCAUGAACCAGGACUUCAUGGUCGAAUUGCUGCAAAGAAACCACUACUAAUGGACUCCAAUAACAAGAAGAGACUUGCUUGGGCCAAGAAACACGAGCAAUGGACAUUAGACUGGUGGAAAUCUGUCCUUUGGUCUGAUGAGUCCAAAUGUGAGAUUUUUGUUUCCAACCGCCGUGUCUUUGUGAGACGCAGAGUAGGUGAAUGGAUGAUCUCAGCAUGUGUGGUUCCCACCGUGAAGCAUGGAAGAGGUGUGAUGGUGUAGGGGUGCUUUUCUGGUGACAAUGUAUGUGAUAUAUUUAGAAUUCAAGGCACACUUAACUAGCAUGGCUACCACAGAAUUCUGCAGCGAUAUGUCAUCCCAUCUGGUUUACGCUUAGUGGGACAAUCAUUUGUUUUUCAACAGGACAAUGACCCAACACACCUCCAGGCUGUGUAAGGGCUAUUUGACCAAGAAGGAGAGUGAUGUAGUGCUGCAUCAGCUGACUAAACCUCCACAAUCACCCGACCUCAACCCAAUUGAGAUGGUUUGGGAUUAGUUGGACCGCAGAGUGAAGGAAAAGCAGCCAACAAGUGCUCAGCAUAUACUGGAACUCCUUCAAAUCUGUUGGAGAAGCAUUCCAGAUGAAGCUGGUUGAGAGAAUGCCAAGCUACUUUGAAGAAUCUCAAAUGUUAAAUAUAUUUUGACUGGUACUGUAAAUCAUUCAAGACUCCAGAUAUACUAUAACUUCUUUGGCAGGUACCCUACCCCGAAGAUGCAGGUAACUUCCAACGUGGGCAGUUUUGCCAGACCAGUGCUCCCUUCUUCUGUUCUUCAUUUGCACAAUUAACCAAAACAAGAUCUCUUCUAGUCACCUUGAUUGAAUCAACCUUUCCCACUGCUCUCUUCACAGUCCUCGAUAGUACAAAUUGAUCUCCCAAAUGAACCUCCUUGUCCAAAAAACGCACUCCAACAAGAAAUGCAUUAUUGGACCAAUCUGUGUCUUCCACUAUAACUUUUGUUUGUUUUGUUCCAUUCUUUGAUUUCACCAUUUUCCAUUCACUGUCACAAACUUCACUUUCCGCACUUUCAGAUUGAAGCAACAUUUCUUGUUCCGCCGCCAUCUUGCUCACUGUGACUCAUACAAACCCCUACUGACCAUCUCAAUAUUCCAAAGUGCCCUUUCUUAUGUCCUUAAUCCUUCCUGUACUAAUGUAGAGAAUUAUUAAUCACAUAUAGUAAUUCAAAUAAAAUCCACCAAAUAACCUAUAUGCACCUUCCUUAACUAUUCAUUACAUAAUAGCCUACUGAAAUAUGCAUGUCCUUACAGUUAUAUAUUGAUAGCUUUUUGGCACGUUACAAGGUACGCAAACAAGAAUGAUUAUAUAUCCUCCUGAUAAUGUGCAGUCUGUAGUAGGGUGUCCCUUGGGGGUAUCCGUACCUAUGUAUGACAUGCGAGGGUUAGGUUAGCAAACAUGCUGGAGCUAGAACCUCGUUGUCGUGCGUCCUUAUUUUAGAUAAUACUACAUGGUGUCAGAAGUUGUCAGAAGUGGUUUUAAAAUUCACAUAAACGUGAAGGACGUACCAAGUAAAUCAUACAUUCAGUCUGUUUCAAAGCAGGGAGGGCACGUUGUUGGAGAUAAAACAGCGCAUUUCAUUAUUAUCCUAGCUAACGAGCAAGGACUACUGCUAAGCAACAUGUUGCAAGAGGAAGAAGCUGGCGGGAUUUCAGGGUUUGCGACUCCAAGUUCAACGGGCUCUGGCGCAAACACGGACAGGCCAGUGGCUAGUGCUGACGGAUUUCGCAUUAGUCCCCCGGAGAAUUUUGAUUGUAUGGACAUUCAAAACUGGCCAAAAAGGAUCAGGCGCUUUGAAAGGUACAGGGUAGCAUCAGGCUUAAACGUGAAAAAUUAAGCAUUUCAAGUUAAUACACUGAUCUACUCUAUGGGUGAUGAAGCCGAGGAUAUAUUAAAUGCUUCAACGUUGACUGAGGAAGAGAAAUUUAACUACAGUGCCGUUAAAGACUGUUUUGAAACGCAUUUUGUAGGAAGACACAACAUUUGAGAGUGUUAGGUUUAACAUGCGCAAACAGGAGCAGGGUGAAACCACCGACAGUUUUAUCAGAGCUGUUCACAAACUAGCAGAACAUUGUCCGUUUGGCGCGCUCAGGGAAGAGCUGAUCCGAGAUCGGGUUGUAGUGGGAAUAAGAAAUAUAUCACUUUCUGAAAAGUUACAGCUGGAUUCCCAGCUUACUUUGUCCAAAGCUGUAAACCAGGUUAGGCAGAGUGAGACAGUAAAAAGACAGCAGAUGAUGCUGCGCGACAGCAGCUCCUUGCAGAGCGAAGAGAGGGAGGAAAUAAAUGCAUUUUCAUACGCUAAAAACAGAGGGGAACAUAGAACAGAGACAGACGUGGAGAAAACAAUCACAGACAGCACCAGUAGCUAUUUCUAGUGUUUGUCGCAAAUGUGGGAAAUCCCCUUAACACAUUUGGAAGGAUUGCCCAGCAAAGGAUGCAGGAAAUGUCACAGGAGAGGACACUUUUCAGCUGUCUGUCGAUUAAAGCAAAUGCAUGAGGUCUCAGAGGAGGUACAGCAGGACAGCAUCUUUCUGGGAGAAGUAAGGGAAAACAAGCCUGGCAUUCAGACAUUAAACUCAAUGGGGAGGUUGUGUCAUUUAAACUAUACACUGGGGCAGUAGUGACAGCUAUCCCAACUAGGCUGUGUAGCUAUAGCGGAGAUGGCCCUUUUACCAGUGGUAGGGCAGUUGGUGAUUAGACUGGAGAGUAAAGACAAAAGUGCCAUGCAGCCUGUCUUCGUCAUUGACUCUCUAGCCAGACCGUUGCUGGGGCUGCCAGCAAUUGAAGCAUUGCAACUCAUUGAGAGAGUGAGCGAACUGGAGGACCCAGGUGAGGUUUUCAAAAAUAAAUUCCCACAAGUGUUUUCUGGUCUAGGAAGGAUAGAAGGUGACUACAAAAUCCGCCUGAAAGAGGAUGCUGGUCUGAGUACUCAGAUUGCCAAAUUGGUGGCCCAGUGUGAGGUCUGUACAAAAUGUCAACCUUGUCAUCCGGAGCCAAUGAUGACAACGGAGCUGCCAAAACGGCCAUGGCAAAAGGUAGGCGCAGAUAUGUUCUAUUGGAAAAAUGACACUUAUCUGCUAGUGGUAGAUUACUAUUCAAGAUACAUUGAAAUAGCAAAGACACCCAUAACCACAUCAGCUCGUGUUAUCAAUGGAUUAAAGUCAACAUUUUUUCCAGGGAAGGGGUUGCUGAGGUCCUGGUUACAGAUAACGCUCCCAAGUUCUCUGCAAGCUCCUUUUCUGUUUAUGCCGCAGAAUAUGACUUGACACAUGUGACCAGUAGCCCCUACCAUGCACAGAGUAAUGGUGAGGCAGAGAUAGCUGUGAAAACAGUCAAGGGACUGCUGAAAAAGAACAAGAAUUCAUACAGGGCUCUGUUAGCUUACAGAGUUACACCAUGGGCCGUCGCCUGCCGAGCUCCUGAUGGGCAGGAGGCUGCGUUCCCCAUUGCCUGUCUCGCCGGCUCAGCUUAAACCCUGAUGGCCUAACAGGAAGGCCUUCACUGAGAGGGACAAACGGCUGAAACAAACACAAACUGGAGACUUUAAUCGGAGACACCAUGCUACGGUGAGGCCAGAGCUGACCUAAGGUCAACGUGUGUGGAUUACAAACUCAAAGACACCAGCAAUAGUGCGGAGGAAAGCGGAUGCCCCACGCUCCUACGUGGUGGACACAGGCUCAGAAGAGCUACGAAGGAACAAAACACACCUCAGAGCUCUUCCAGCUCUACCAGCCACACAGACUGAGGCCACAGAAAAUGCACAAAAAGAGGGUGAAGGAAAGAGAAUGCUCACAGAGCCACAAGCGCGCCCAAAAAGGGAUGUGAAGCCACCAGAGUGGCCGAAAGACUAUGUUACGUGAAGAGAAAACAUACUGUUGGGGACCAUACCCAGCAAAAAGAGACUGUACCUAAGUUAAUGUUCAUACUGUGUGAUUUAAUGCUUUCAUACUGUUUCAGGAUGGGAAGUAGCAUGUUAGAGAAUAAUACUGGUUUCCAAAUUGCAUUUCAGUUAUGCUUCAGUGGUUAUGUAUGUUGAGUUCUUGUUCAUGGGAGAGGGGAAGAUGUAGUAGGAUGUCCCGAGGGGGUAUCCGUACCUAUGUAUGACAUGCGAAGGUUAGGUUAGCAAACAUGCUGGAGCUAGAACCUCGUUGUCGUGCGUCCUUAUUUUAGAUAAUACUACAGUCAACACUGCACUAGGACUGUUGUCCAAAACGGGUGUUAGUUGCAGAAGUAAUAAAUAAAGAAUACAAGUUGGAUUGGGAGAACGUGAUGAAAGAUGUGAUAAACAGAUAAUUGCAAGAGAGAACAAUGUCCAUGUCAAUCAAGCAUAUUUGUAACAAAGUCAAAGUUCACUGCCUGCCAUAAACAGCCGGUGGACACGUAUACACACUCCCUGAAAACGUUUCACAUUACAGGGUCAGGAACAUAGUUUGUUCAUGUAGACUCGAGCUGCUCUCUGGUAGAUUUAACAGCAAGACCCUAUUGACAUUGCCUGUGAUUUUGAGCAGUAGGCCUCUCUACCAACCAGAGGACCCAAAAUUCCAGGAGGACACAAAAGUACGAAAAUAUGCCUCCAAGUUUGACAGCUGCGCUGCAAGAGUGGGAAAGUCUAGAGAAAGAGUAUCAUCAGACUCAGGAGAGCCACCGGCUAUACUUGCAGAAACUAGAUGAAGUUUCCAAGCUGCAGAGUAAUUGCUCUUUGUCUAUCGCCCGCCAGCGGAGUAGACUGAAGGACAUGUCUCAGUUAAUGAAGAAAUGCAAUAAGGAGAGACUGACAGAGGAGGAUGUAAAAACCUUGGAUGAAAUCAAGGAGCACAUCAAGGCAAGACCCAACACUUUCUUUGAAAUGGAGGCUUUCCUUCCAAAGAAAAAUGGGCUGUAUCUCAAUCUUGUUCUGGGCAAUGUAAGUGUGACUCUUCUGAGCAAACAGUCAAAAUUUGCCUACAAAGAUGAAUAUGAGAAAUUCAAGCUGUACCUCACAGUUAUACUGAUCCUAUUCGCCUUCAUGUGUUAUUUCUUUGUGAGCUACAGAUUUGUUGACGCAAUCCUCAAUUUCUUGCUGGUGUGGUACUACUGCACCCUCACCGUACGGGAGAGCAUCCUCAUCAGCAACGGGUCCAGGAUCAAAGGCUGGUGGGUUUUCCACCAUUACGUCUCAGCCUUUCUGUCUGGAGUCAUGCUGACAUGGCCUGAUGGAUACCUGUACCAGAAUUUCAGGAACCAAUUCCUCGCCUUCUCUUUGUAUCAAAGCAUGGUUCACUGUAUGCAGUACUACUAUCAGAGCGGCUGUCUGUACAGACUAAGAACCCUGGGAGAAAGACACAACAUGGACCUGACUGUGGAAGGAUUUCAGUCCUGGAUGUGGCAAGGGCUGACAUUUCUUCUGCCCUUCCUGUUUUUUGGUCAUUUUUGGCAACUCUACAACGGGCUCUCUCUGUUCAGGAUGGCUCGGCUCCCAGACUGUAAAGAGUGGCAGGUCUCAAUGUGUGGAAUCUCUUUCCUCAUUCUGUUCAUGGGCAACUUCCUCACUACUGUUGCAGUAGUCCGCACCAAGCUCAAGAGCAAGGACCAGGCAAAACCCAAGGGUCAGUGAGAUGAAGAGGAUACACAGAAACUGCAUCCACUGGUUCAUCCCAUAGGAGCAUCUCCGGAACAUUUCUAUAAUCAUGGCUCAUUUACUAGUGAUAGACGAUCAUGGGCAGUAUUCAAUGAUCCUCUACUUUGGUUGCUUUGGGGUUGCUACUGUUUGUGAAUUGGUUAAAUAUGAAGAUAGUUUCUGCUCAAUAUACUAAUUGCACAGCAUUUCAGCAUGUUUAUGGUGUGAUUUAGACAUUUUAGGAAAAUUACUACUAAAUAAAAAGGAUAGCAGAAUAGUCACAGUGUGAUUGUGCAAUAACAUGGCCUCUUAUUUCUAAAAUAAUAAAUUAUAUACUGUGGACCUAUCUCAUA